Messenger RNA from Trichomycterus rosablanca, 2295 nucleotides. RefSeq names its product zinc finger, AN1-type domain 3 (gene zfand3). The record is from RefSeq and is a predicted model, not a curated record. The coding region runs from base 258 to 929 and encodes 223 amino acids. NCBI's taxonomy places the organism in Eukaryota, Metazoa, Chordata, Actinopteri, Siluriformes, Trichomycteridae. Gene Ontology annotation, molecular function: DNA binding; zinc ion binding. The transcript is spliced from 6 exons.
CCUCGGCUCCCGGUGCGGUCCGUCGGACUGUACGCGGCUACUAUUUAUUUUUUGGUUUAGCGCUCGUUUUUUGAGAACCAUAGAGGCAGUUUUGUGUUUUUAAGGGCGUAUGAGACGCGUGUGUUGGUUGUGAAGCGAGGAAUAUAACAUAAAGCGUUCUUGGAAAACGGAUAGCUGAGGAAUUUGUUCACAACAAAAAGGCCGCACGCGGAUCCCCGGUCUUUCUUAGACGGAGCAAGUCGAUUUUCAUUCUCGCCAUGGGGGACACAGGAAGCGAACGAAGCAAACCGCCCAGUAACGUUAUACCUCCACGGUGUCCGUGUGGAUUCUGGGGGUCGAGCAAAACCAUGAACCUCUGCUCCAAAUGUUUUGCAGACAUCCAGAAGAAGCAACCAGACGAGGACUGUGCUUCAGAGCCUGCCCCCAGCUCCAGCAGUAGCCAAUCAGCCGUCUUCUGUAACGAGACAAGCAGCAGCAGUAGCCAAACUCUGUCCUCUGGUUCCGAAGGGCCAUCCACAGAUGCCACACCACUUUCUAAACAGGAAGAAGUCUCGAGUACAGACACAGCCCGCGGCACGCUAUCUACUCCCACGAAACGGCCCUGUGACGCAGCCUCAGGUUCGGAGAGCGAGGCAUCCCCAGAGAAGCGGGCGCGGGUCAGCGAGUCCUCCGAAGAAUAUCUGCGAGGGCCCAAGCAGAAAAACCGCCGGCGCUGCCAUCGCUGCCAAACCAAACUCGAGCUCGUACAGCAGGAGCUGGGCUCAUGUCGCUGUGGCUACGUGUUCUGCAUGUUGCACCGGCUGCCGGAGCAGCACGACUGCCUGUUCGACCACCUGGGCCGCGGCAGAGAGGAGGCCGUGCUUAAGAUGGUCAAGCUGGACCGCAAGGUGGGCCGAUCCUGCCAGCGCAUUGGAGAGGAGUGCUCCUGAACACACACACACACACACUCACACACACAGCGACACCCCUCCCUGUCCAUCUUCCUGUCCCUAUUUCAACUGAGGUCAAUGGUGCUCAGACUCUCAGUACUGAACAAUGUAAACCCUUCCCCUUACUCUCUUGCCUCACAUGCCACCACCCACCCCCACACACACACUCACACUCACACACUCACACACACACCGUUCACACUGAUACACACAGAUAAAACAUGCAAUCUUAUGGCCCUGGCACUCCUCACGACUGUCUUAAGCUCCUUCCUGUGGGUCUUGUUGGGAGAAGACCACCUCAAGAAGAGAGAACGCAUCUUCUGGCAUGCCAUCACCAUCUCUAGUUUUGGACUUCCUUCAGUUUUCGGCCCACCACGUUCCAUAAUGAUCAGGUUUCUGGUUUGAUUGUGUGUUUUUUUUUUUUUAAAUUCAGGUUUUGAAAUGUAGGUCAGUAGAUAAGAUCCAACACAAAAUUUCAAAGCAGGACUCGAGGCUGACAAGGGCACGAUCAGGGUUGACUUUAACACCCACUCUCUGCCCUUCUUUAGUUGGAUUUGGACCGAAGAAGCGCCUCGGUUGACUCUUCUAACGCGACCUCAUGUUUCUUUCGUAAUUCCCGAGAUGAUGGACUUCAACGGAUCACGCACUCACUCGCACAAACUGUGCUUUUACGUUCAUCUGCAGCACAUGGACAGAACUCAACUCGAACUCUGGUUUAAUUCGGGAUCGGGCUGUCAGCAGAGGCCCCGGGGCUUCAUGGGCGCUGUAGUUCAGGUCUGAGUUUAUGCUCUGUGUACUUUCAAACUACAGCUCCUAUCAGACCCAAUGUGUUGUACCUAGUGACGCUCUGCCUCCUGAAAGCAGCGACUCUCGAAGGAACCCUUCUUCUUUUUUUUUCCCUCUUUUUCUGACCACUUCAUCCUAAAUUCUUCCUGAUUGUCAGUGUUUCACGCUCAUUCUCGCACUCCUCACUUUUCACUCACACUUAUCUCGUUCCUCACAUUUCAGAAGUGGUUCAAGGGAGAGCUGGGCUUUGAAGGUUGGAGGCAGAGUGCUGAAUCCUCUGUCGCUUUUUUACUUUAAGCCGUUUUUUCCGUUUUCGAUGAGGACAGAGCCGAAGAUGAUUAGCGAAUAUCCUGUAUCUUAAAGAAAUCCUUAUUUAACCUUCUUUGUGUUUCUGAUUAACUCGCACUAGCAUAGAGCUGCAUUGUUUUUUUUUCCUUUUUAGGUUAACAUUGUUAAAAAGAUAAACAGUAUGAAUAUGAGAAUAAUUCUGUAGCCUUUCUUUGGGUUUAUUUUGUUUUUCCUCCUUUUAUCUCCUUUUUUUCCCCUUGCUGAAAGCGAAUAAACUGGAUUAGUGAAUUUU